Messenger RNA from Protomyces lactucae-debilis, 1557 nucleotides. Its product is annotated as major facilitator superfamily domain-containing protein. The coding region runs from base 1 to 1557 and encodes 518 amino acids. Gene Ontology annotation, biological process: transmembrane transport. The record is from RefSeq and is a predicted model, not a curated record. Gene Ontology annotation, molecular function: transmembrane transporter activity. NCBI's taxonomy places the organism in Eukaryota, Fungi, Ascomycota, Taphrinomycetes, Taphrinales, Protomycetaceae. The transcript is spliced from 2 exons.
AUGAUUGAGCGUACAGGCUCUCCAACGCAACAAGAACACGAGCUUCUCAAGUUACAACACGCUCCCCCGCUACAGGACGCCGCGAGACCAUCGAGCGCAAGCACGCUACAAAGCACAGCGCAACCGUCACACAGUAAAGCCGAAUCGCUCAAUCUCAUCUACGUCGAAUGGGCAGAAGGUGACCCAGAAAACCCAUACAAUUGGCCCAAAUGGAAGAAGGCAAUGGUGGCCUUUGUUGGCGUCUUUUUGACCUUUCAUAGCGCCAUUGGCGCAGUCUGUUAUGCUUGGGGCGCAGAUGAUAUUGCGCGCGAAUUUGGCGUGUCCCCAACACUCUCACUACUCGGUGUGUCCUUAUUCACACUGGCUUUUGGCCUGGCUCCCAUGGCAUUGGCACCACUCAGCGAGGUAUAUGGACGUUGGCCCGUGUAUAUGGGCAGUUAUGCCGUCUUUUGCAUCGUUCAGCUACCGAAUGCGCUGACGCCGACAUUUGCAGGAGUGCUCAUUUGUCGAUUCAUUGCAGGUGUUGGGGCAUCCACUGGUAGUGCUAUGGUGGGCGGCACUCUUGCUGAUAUGUACAAGGCGAAUGAGCGCGGUAUGCCGAUGGCUUUCUUCACAUCUGCGACUCUAUUUGGCACCGCAGCUGGCAGUAUGUAUGCUGCGUAUGUCGUUGCAAACCGCUCGCUCGGCUGGAGAUGGAUCUUUUGGGUUGAGCUCAUCAUUAAUGGCGCUUCUGCAGUGUUUAUGGUUCUCGCCCUCAGAGAAUCGCGUGGCAGCGUGCUGCUCUCUCGCAGAGCAAAGCGUCUACGCAAGGAAACAGGCGAUGACCGGUAUGUGUGUGCUGCGGACGCUGCGAGGGAAUCUUUGCUUGUCUUGAUUCGGUAUUCGCUCACUCGCCCUUUCUUUUUACUGUUUUGCGAGCCGACCGUGGCGUUGUUUAGUAUUUGGGCUUCUUUUGCUUGGGGUCUUCUCUAUCUCUUUCUUGUCGCUGUACCUAUUGUCUACCGGGAAGCAUUUGACUGGCAAGGUGGCAAAGCCUCUUUACCGUUUAUCGCCAUGAUUAUUGGUGCCUUGCUUGGCAUUGCCUUGUCGCCCGUCCAAGAUCGCUUAUAUUUACGCUCUGCAAGGAAACACAACGGUGUUGGUCGUCCUGAAGCGCGUCUCUAUAUGAGCAUCAUUGGCAGUCUUCUGCUCUCUUUUGGCAUGUUCAUUUUUGGCUGGUCUGCCUAUGGCUCGCAUGCGCACUGGUCUGGCUCGGCAGUUGGUAUUCUAUUGGGCACAUUUGGCAUCUUUACCAUCUACAGCGCAGUCUUUUCAUACAUGUCGGAUUGUUAUGGACAAUGGACGAGUUCUGCGUUGGCUGGGCAGAGUUUUUUACGGAAUGUCUUUGCAUCGGCCUUUCCACUUUUUGGUAGGCAAAUGUACGCCAACUUGGGGAAUCAAUGGGCCUCUUCAUUAUUGGGGUUUUUGGCACUUGCGCUCACGGCUGUACCGAUUGCAUUGUUCAUCUAUGGUCCUCGCGUCCGACGGGCAUCCAAAUUUGCUGCGAGCGAUGAUUGA